CGGUCACGGAAGCAUUCGAACCAGCGAACUAUGAUCACGCCAAAAAGCUGGUAGAUCUCUACUACUCCGCGGUCGACAACUUGACGAAAGAGAUGAAAAAUGAGUACAGAAAGCACCUCAACGCAAGGGCCUUUUGCAAGCCACCCGACAGCUCCUCUCCUACAGUUCACCCUCUCUUUCGGUCGAUCGCCAUCACGCUGGAGUUCACAUGGCCGAAGUGGAUGAUCUUGGCGACUCUCUAUGGUCCGAACCAUCCAGAUCUUGCGAUGAUGAGGAGUGUAAUGGUGAAUGAGUUUGGCCAAGCCGAUGACCUGACCGCGAUCGACUUGAGAAAGCAUGAGGAAGAUGCUCUCGAGACUUGCCAGGACGAGGCUGCUCUCAACGUGGACGACUUCUUUGAUCUUCUCGACGAUGUGUGCGAGGAUGGCACAGCAAAAAGUGACAAUGGGAAGAUGGAGACCAGCAUGAGCACACCUGCCAUAGUCCAUUCAGCUCUCAGCGUCCCUGUUGAAAGUGAUGGGCCGACAAUUCUACAAAGAGCGACUGGGAGUAACAAGGACAUGUUGCAGCAAGAUGCGACGACCCAUUCUUCCUCCUCGUUCGCCACCGCACCUCAGGAGCCGGAGACACUGGACACUCUUCGCGUCAAAUCGAACCUACCUCCGAGAGAAUCUUCAUCGACUCAGAGCGAGCCCCAAACUGUUUCUCUUUCGGAUUUUCAGGCUCUCUCCCAGCAAAUGAAGGCGCUGGAAACAAAGAUGGCCUCGGACACUUCGGUUUUACUGAACCAGCGAGUGAAGGUGCUGGAAACACACAUGGAUUCCGACACUUCCGUUUUGCUGUAUCAUCGAGUGGAGGCCCUCGAAACUCAUCUGGAUUCAGAUACUACCACUUUACUCAACCAGCGAGUGAAGGCACUUGAAACGAGGAUGGCUUCUGAAACCUCGGCCUUGCUGGACAAGCGAAUUAAGGCGCUUGAAACAAGGAUGGAUUCUGAUACUUCGUCUUUGUUGGACCGGCGAGUGAAAGCACUGGAAACAAAGAUUGCUUCCGGCCCUUCGGCUUCGCUGAGCCAGCAAGUAGGCAAGCUAGAAUCGAGGCUGAAUGCCGUCAAUUCCGGUUUGACGGAGCAACUAAAAGCCCAUCAAAAAUCCAUCUCAAUCCUCAAAGACGGAGCCGAUUCUGAACGAGACUGGAUUAACGAUCAACUAGACAAAAUUAAAGGCCGUCUCGACAAGAUAACCAUUCGUCUCGAUCGAGUUGAAGGUCGUUUGAGCAGACACAACUUUUAUUGAUCAGACACUACGCUCUUACAAACAGUGAAGCCACCUAGGAUCAAUGGGUCAACGGAGAAAAGCAUGACAACAAUGCUGCCAGAUAGCGACAGUGUGUGGGCAGGCAUAGAAGAGUUUUCAUUGUACCUAGUAUGCGCAGGACAGCUACAUUGUACGAGGAAAUACUUUUUGCCAUGCGGCCACGCGGAAAAGGGAAUAUUGUGUAAUAGUUGGCAUUCUUGUGGUCGACGACGAAAGCAGUUCUGCUUAAUGGGACACGAGAUAACGGACGGG
Molecule: messenger RNA, 1568 nt
Organism: Ilyonectria robusta
Lineage: Eukaryota; Fungi; Ascomycota; Sordariomycetes; Hypocreales; Nectriaceae
Exons: 1
Coding region: 93-1295 (400 amino acids)
Source: RefSeq, a predicted model, not a curated record